UAAUUUAUAAAAUAUUUAUUGACGGAAGACCGUUCAUAAUAAGGUUUUCCAAAAUUUUCAAAAAAAAAUUUUUUAAAAAAAAUGUUUCUACUGAGAUGUGUGAUAUUUAUGGAAAUGGUCAUCAAAAUAUUUUGACUGUUAUAUGUUGCGUUUAAAACGCGAGUUUACUAUCGCGGUGCUACUCAUUUUAGCAUCCAUCAAUUCCGCCCUUACCAUGACGGACAUUUUAAUCGAUUCCUUUAACCAUUACAAUUAUACCAAUGGCCGCAUAAACGCGUCCCCCGUGGUCUCUUCUCGUAUUUAUUCCCUAACUUACACCGAAAAGUCAAAUCCAAUACCUAAUCCAGCGACCGUGCCAUUGACAAAUUCGGACAUAGAAGACGCGAAAGCUCGGGAAGAUCGACAGUUAGCCUAUUUGUUCUUGAGCCAAAGCAUAUUUACCCCCAUAUACAGUAUUUUGAUGUUGGUUGGAAUUAUAGGUAACUCCCUGGUAAUAUUCAUAGUAUUUAAAGAUAAAUCGAUGAGAAAUUUUACCAACAUAUACCUUGUUAAUCUGAGCCUUGCCGAUCUUCUCAUCAUGCUCACCUGCAUGCCAACGGCUCUGGUCGAUUUGUAUUCUCAGGAGAUAUGGAUAUUCGGAAAAAAUAUGUGUAAAGCAGUGCCAUUCCUACAGUCCACAGUGACGCAAACGUCGGUUCUCACGAUAUUAGCUAUAAGCUUCGAAAGAUACUUCGCUAUAUGUCACCCGCUCAAGAUGCAAAGAUACACCUCUGGAGCAAGUAUCACCAGGACGAUAAAAUAUUUAUCCAUCAUAUGGGGCGUUUCCUUGUUAACGAGUACCCCCUAUAUCUAUAUCACGCAAUAUCUCAUGGCUACUCAUCAAAACGGACAAAUGGUACCGAUUUGCAUUACUUCGUUACAAAAAAAAUGGGAGCAAAUAUUUUUCCUGUUUUCGGUGUCCAUCUUUUACAUUUUACCCCUAAUAAUAUUGGUCAUUUUAUAUUUCAAAAUAGUUAAGGUAUUGGCACAGAGUCAGGAUAUUAAUAAUACCGUCGAAAAAAUGAAGCGGAAGGAUUUUCAGAAAUCGUUCUACGCCAAAUCGAUCCGUAGUAGGGACAAAAAAUAUAAGUAUUCCUUUCGAAAUACCUUCCGUAAUAAAGCCUGUGUCAAUCAACCUACUAACCGCCCUCAAUCAGACGAGAAUAUAAUAAGCGAUUCCUCGCCUUCUUAUUCCUUGUACCAGAGUUCGGGGAAUAUGACACCUCUCAGCAAAUGCGAAAUAAAUCAUUUUAAUUAUGACAGCGAUCAAAAUACUAAGAAAGUUAAAGGCAUUAUCAAAUAUCCAAGUUACGAAGAAAAGCAAGGUUAUUCCUGCGAUUCCACCAUCUUAGAAAAUAAGGAGUUACAAAUUGUCAAUAAUUUGAACAGGGAUUCCAAGUUAAAAAUAGCGACUAUAUCUCGAAUGGAUACCGAUGAUUCUUGUAGCAUACCAGAAAACAUCACAUCUUUAUCUAUUUUUCGGCGCGUAUAUCAUAACAUUCGUAAAGGUGUAGAGGUAAUGUUGGCCACAUACAAAUUGGGCGCCUCCACUAGUCAACCAAAUUGUCAAAAAAGAGAUUAUACCAAAAGGUGCAAUAAAAAUUUAAAAUUUGGCAACCAGGAAAAACGGAUAACAUCUAUAGAUCCAAAUUCUAGGGUAGGAUUCAAUAAAUCAUCUCAUAAAUACAGUAUUAUUAAUAAACAACAAUCUAAGUUAAGAAAACAACGCAAUGCAGUAAUUUCGAAAGGAGUUCAUCAUCAUAGUAGCAAGAAUGCCUCCAACCAGGGUAGACAACAAUUGAUAAUAAUGUUGAUAGCUGUGGUCUUCAUGUUUUUUAUAUGUCUUUUACCCUUUCACGGUUUAGGCAUAUGGUUAAUUUUUGUUCCCCAUGCGAAAGUGAUAGCAUUAGGUUUGGAAAAAUAUACCAACAUUUUAUGUUUUACUAGAAUUAUGUAUUACUUGAAUAGCGCCAUAAACCCGAUAUUGUAUAACGUCAUAUCCACCAAAUUUCGACGCGCGUUUUACAGAGCUUUAACAAGUUGCUGCAGAAAAGAUGAUGGUAAUGAUUGGAAGAGUAGAACGAGAAGCGCUCAAUCAAAGUACAUUUCAACUUCAAGUGAUUAUCAUACUAGUCAAUAUAAGAAAUCUAAAAUAUAAAAUGCGUAUAGAAUAUAGUACUAUAUAAAUUUAAAAGAUUUUUGGGGGGAACAAAAUAUUUGA
Messenger RNA from Gordionus sp. m RMFG-2023, 2260 nucleotides. RefSeq names its product pyrokinin-1 receptor-like. Gene Ontology annotation, molecular function: G protein-coupled receptor activity. Gene Ontology annotation, cellular component: plasma membrane. The transcript is spliced from 2 exons. Gene Ontology annotation, biological process: G protein-coupled receptor signaling pathway. The record is from RefSeq and is a predicted model, not a curated record. Lineage: Eukaryota; Metazoa; Nematomorpha; Gordioida; Chordodea; Parachordodidae. Bases 143 to 2197 code for a protein of 684 amino acids.